Anguilla rostrata (American eel) is the source of this 2198-nucleotide messenger RNA. RefSeq names its product protein disulfide isomerase family A, member 6 (gene pdia6). The record is from RefSeq and is a predicted model, not a curated record. Gene Ontology annotation, cellular component: endoplasmic reticulum lumen. Gene Ontology annotation, biological process: response to endoplasmic reticulum stress. Gene Ontology annotation, molecular function: protein-disulfide reductase activity; protein disulfide isomerase activity. The transcript is spliced from 13 exons. The coding region runs from base 143 to 1483 and encodes 446 amino acids. NCBI's taxonomy places the organism in Eukaryota, Metazoa, Chordata, Actinopteri, Anguilliformes, Anguillidae.
GCAUCGCCGACUUGCGGCCAAUCACCUCAAGCCACGGCAAGAUUUGGUGUUCCUUUAGCGACUGUGCCCGCUGCAUGUGUCGUGGUUCUGAAGGUGUACCGUUGGUUCUGGAGCACAAAGCUGUUGGAAAUCAAGAGCGAGUAUGAAGGGUUUAUUAGCCGGUACAUUAGCGUGUACGUUAGUACUCACAGUACACGGGUUCUACUCUUCAAGCGACGACGUGGUGGAACUCAACCCCUCCAACUUCAACCGCGAGGUUAUACAGAGCGACAGUUUGUGGCUUAUCGAGUUUUACGCACCGUGGUGUGGCCACUGCCAGAGGCUGACAGCUGAUUGGAAGAAAGUUGCCACAGCCUUAAAGGGCGUGGUGAAGGUGGGCGCGGUCGACGCUGACCAGCACAAGUCGCUUGGCGGCCAGUAUGGCAUCCGGGGCUUCCCCACCAUCAAGAUCUUCGGAGCCAACAAGAACAAGCCCGAGGACUACCAAGGCGCUCGCAGCAGUCAGGCCAUCGUUGACGGGGCCGUGAACGCCGUGCGCUCCCUGGUGAAGGACCGGAUGGCCGGGAAGACCGGGGGCUCUGAGCAAGGCCGACAGGGCGGUGGCGGCGGCGGCAGCGGCAGCGGAGGAGGAAGUAAGAAGGACGUGGUGGAGCUAACGGACGACAACUUUGACAGCACGGUCCUGAACAGCGAGGAGGUCUGGCUGGUGGAGUUCUUCGCUCCCUGGUGUGGCCACUGCAAGAACCUGGAGCCCGAGUGGGCGGCGGCGGCCACCGAGGUGAAGGAGCAGACCAAGGGCAAGAUCCGCCUGGGAGCCGUGGACGCCACCGUGCACCAGGGCCUGGCCAGCCGCUACGGGAUCCGUGGGUUCCCCACCAUAAAGAUCUUCCAGAAGGGGGAGGAGCCGGCGGACUACGAGGGCGGCCGGACCCGAUCCGACAUCGUGGCCCGCGCCCUGGACCUCUUCUCCUCAAACGCGCCCCCGCCCGAGCUGCUGGAGAUCUUAAACGAAGACGUCCUGAAGAAGACCUGCGAAGACUACCAGCUGUGCAUAAUCUCUGUGCUCCCACACAUCCUGGACACAGGUGCGUCCGGAAGGAACGCCUACCUGGAAGUCAUGAUGAAAAUGGCUGAGAAGUACAAGAAGAAGAUAUGGGGAUGGCUGUGGACAGAGGCUGGCGCUCAGAUGGAACUGGAGAGCGCUCUGGGCAUCGGCGGGUUUGGCUACCCCGCCAUGGCGGCCAUCAACGCUCGCAAGAUGAAGUUCGCCCUGCUCAAAGGCUCCUUCAGCGAGACGGGCAUUCACGAGUUCCUCAGGGACCUUUCCGUGGGGCGUGGCUCUACUGCAACAGUCGGGGGAGGGGCACUGCCCAAAAUCCACGCCGUGGAACCCUGGGACGGCAAGGACGGAGAGCUGCCAAUGGAGGAUGACAUCGACCUGAGCGAUGUGGAGCUGGAUGACCUGGAGAAGGACGAGUUGUGAGUCCGUCGACGGUCACCCUCCACCCCAUCCCGGUGACACGGGCGCAGUUUAAGCCCCGUUCAGCCCCCCCUCUCCCCCCUGUCGCCUCUCCUGUGGAAGAGGUGAAAACCAGGACACUCUAGGGCUUUUUUUUUUUUUUGUUUGUUUGAUUUUAUUUUUAUUUCUAUUUUAAGAACUAAAGAAGGAAAAAAAAAAAAAAACGCUCCCAAAGCUUUACACAUUGCCCUGUCUAGAAAUCGGGAGGCGGGGCUUAUGUGCUGGAGGGGCGGGGCUUCAACACAGUCCAUCUCCGGGCAAGCGGUCAGGCUGCCGACCGAUUGGUCCGUAACGGAUGGACCGGAUGCCUGGCCCCCCCGCCACCCACCCACCCCCCUCGCGCAGUCAAAGCCAGUGGAUCUUUUCUGCGUGAUCAGAUUUCAGACACGUCCGGGGUCUCCGCCCACCAAUGACCUCAUUCCCCAGUGGUUUGGUUCAUAUAAUGUGAAAUUGGGUCUUAUUAUCAAUAUUGAUGUUAUUUUAUUUUUAUUUUUUUUCCAUGUUCGCAUCCUGCUGUAAUUUAGCCGAGAAGUACAAGUCAAUGUCAUCUGUGUGCUUUCACUGAGGGAGGAGGUAAUAAUUAUUGGGGAAAAAAAUUGGUAUUUGUCUUGUAUAUUAUUUUUCAUACUCAGCUCUUAAUUUUGAUUGUGGGAAUAAAAUGUUUUUUGGAAAAACAGUA